AUACCAGCAAAAUUCCUCUUCUCACCUACUCCACACAAAAUGGGAAACACCUCUAUCAAAGGGUAGUGUUGGCACAAGAAGCAUAUCAUACGGUAUCAUUCCCAACCCCAUGCCAUCGUCUACUAUUCUCAACAUGCCAUCAUCGGUGGAUUGCUCAUUGCUGAAGCAACUGGAGUUUUUGAAACUGCUCAAGGAUAGAAACUAGCAAACUAUAUCCUUGUGUUCUUAAAUGAUUACGCAGCCUUUGGAUACACUUCUUUGAUUUUGGGUUUGAAUUUGAAGGCAUCUAGACACAAGUGGGAUAUGGACCAAAUAGCAAGUAGAAACCUGGAAGCCAAUUGUGAAUGCUGUUCACUGGAAGGGUGGUGUCUUUCUUUUGUCAAAUCUGGCACGUCGGGUGAGCCUUCUCUUAUGGUAUGAUUAAGUUUCUUGAACAUCACCAAUGUCCAUGUCUAUUUUCUUUUCAGCCUAAUGAUCAAGCUUCAAUCCCCGGGACUUGAUGUAAUGGAUUGGUCGCCUCCUCGCCGGCUAAGAACUAACGAAAUCUCCGGCAUUGCCAACGAUUUUUGCCGGGAAAUGUCUUCCGGCUGGUAAGAGACGAGAAACUCACUUCGAAUUCACGAUUAUACCCCGACAUUUACUAUGAAGCUACGAAAAAGUUCGGGGGCAUUUCAGUUAUUUUAUCACUGUUCGUCGUUCUACGGAGCUGAGACACAUCAUCUCUGUGUGACCGAGAAAGCCGCACACGAAUUACCAUUCUGUGAUUCCGAAUUUCGCUUCAGUACUUCGGCGACCAAUUCCUUUGGCCGGACACUUACCGGAUUUUCAUCUCCGUUUAAUUCUCUCUAAAUUCUCAACCUCAAAAAGAAAUAAAAGAUGGCGAGCAGACCGGACGAGGAUUACGAUUACCUGUUCAAAGUAGUACUAAUCGGAGAUUCCGGCGUCGGCGAGUCCAAUCCACUCUCCCGAUUUACUCGCAACGAAUUCUGCUUGGAGUCCAAAUCUACUAUCGGCGUCGAAUUCGUGUCUGAACUCUGAAUAUGAUACCUGAUUGCUGAUUUCUUGAAUUGUAAAUCAAAUUUUGUUAAAUUAAUUUCUUUGUUUCGGUAUAUUUGUAGUGUUGAUUUGAAUUUCAUUUCUUGGAGAACUGGAUUUAGAUGCAGCAGAUCUGAAAUGUUUAUUUUAUACAAAUAAUUGUUUUUAGAUUUG
Rubroshorea leprosula is the source of this 1209-nucleotide messenger RNA. The record is from the annotation of a GenBank genome assembly. NCBI's taxonomy places the organism in Eukaryota, Viridiplantae, Streptophyta, Magnoliopsida, Malvales, Dipterocarpaceae.